AGCUUUUAGGUUGGCUCUGAGGGAGGUAGUAGUGAGUCAUGAGAGGCGGGCUAAGCCUGGUCCUUUUGCUGGCAAGCAGCUGCCCUGCAUUCGGUAGAUUAGUUUCGGUGGCUGACCUUCAUGGCGACUUUGAUCGGACCGUCACCAUUCUCGCAAGUGCCAAGUUGAUUGACGAGGAGACUCACCGAUGGAUUGGCGGAGACGCAACUUUGGUCCAAACCGGUGAUAUCACUGACCGAGGCGACAAGUGCAAGGAGAUCUACCAGUUGUUCUUCCGACUUCGCCAGGAGGCUGAAGAGGCAGGCGGCCGUGUCAUAAACCUGCUGGGCAAUCAUGAGGUGAUGAAUAUGCAGGGUGAUUGGCGCUAUGUGAGUCAGGGAGACCUUGAGAAUUUCGGGGGGAUGGAGGAGAGAAAGAAGGCAUGGUCUUGGGACGGCUGGCUUGGCUCGGAGCUGCAGAAGUUUCCAGUAGCAGUGGUGGUGGACCGGGUGCUCUUUGUGCACGCGGGACUUUUACCCGAGAUGCUUGAACAUCGUAGUCUGGAGGAUUUGAAUGCAGCCUUCCAUGCAGCCUUGAAACAUGUGAGCAACUCGCAGAAGAUGAGAAAGGAUGAGCCGAAGCUUUUAGGUAGUCAUGGUCCGGUGUGGGCCAGAGACUAUGCAUAUGGCCGACCUGGUGUUUGCAAAAUGGCAAGCCAGGUUCUUGCAAAAGUGCAGGCGGACAGGAUGGUGGUUGGACAUACAAUUCAACGAGAUUAUCAUGUGCACACCCGGUGCGACGGGCAGAUCCUUUUAGGAGACACUGCCAUCUCAAGCGUCUACGGCGGUGAGAUGUCCUACAUGGAGCACGGCGAUGGAGGGGUGAAGGUCAUGUACCCUGGGACCAAGGAGUCCAUGGCACCUUUGGGCUUCGCUCAUGGUGAUGCCGAGUCAGCGUACAGAGGCACCGGCCAAGCUAUUGUGCCGGACCCCCCUGGCAUAUAGCCAAUUUAGCCGUGAUUAUCUUUGUCCUUGUUGCAAUCUGGAAGUGCUGUGGGUGCCGAAAGCCACGUACCACCUGAGUGCUUGCAAAGCCACGUACACCGCGACGGUUCUUGGCCUUCCGAUGCGAUGGUGUAAGGGUGAUGUCGACCAGCAUAGCUGCCACGAAGAGUGUGUCACUCCAAGGCGCGAGUGUGGCGCCAUGUGUGGUUUAUGGUGGUUGCGAAGACUGGCGCGAAGCUUUAAACACCCAAAAAUUUCUUGUGCGCCUAUGCAGGAACAGCUUUUUGUGUUAGCGCACAGAGCGUACUAGGAGCUCCAGUGCCAAAGCCUGUGAUGUAAAUCGUCAAGGCUACCGUCUGCGUUUUGCGCAAAAAAAGACUAGGUGCGAGGGUAGCAAUUGGUAGCCAUAGGAUGAUAGGUAGCCAUGCCAGGAUUGUCGUGGUCUUUGCUUCCGCCCAUUAACCCAUUCCGUCAAGCUGUUUGGUCCAGUGCAAACGCC
Messenger RNA from Durusdinium trenchii, 1482 nucleotides. The record is from the annotation of a GenBank genome assembly. Lineage: Eukaryota; Dinophyceae; Suessiales; Symbiodiniaceae.